AUGACUCAUUAUCAAAAUAUUCUUACCGGCCGAUAUGAUUUUGAUUUAAAUGAAACUAUCAAUGAAAGUGAUCGCGGUUUACCUCAGCAAGAUAGGAAUAUUGCUCCAAGUUAUGGAUUAGAUAAUUAUUUUGGUCAGUCAUCACACUUUGAAAUGACGGAAAAUGUUGGAACAUCCUCAAAUUUUCAUGUCUCGCCUGCUUUUGGUGCAGAUGAUUUUCAGGAAAAUAUUACACAAGAUGAACCCAUUGAUCCUGUGAAUAUUGAUGAUCGUGACCUUCCUAAUUAUGGCUCAUCUUCAGCUAGUGAUAGUGAUGAUUUGCCUAAUGCUGAGGAAUCAGGAGAUAAUGUUCCAUUUGAGGCAUCAUCUAGUGAUGAUGAUUUUUCGACUCUCAAUCGAUCGCCAAGACCAAUGUCCAGGAGCCCGUUUCGUAAUCAUGAAAUUCCUUAUCUUGAUCAUCUCCCGGAUGGUUCAGAUAUCUUUGGUGAUACAUAUGAUGAGUAUACAUCACAACGUACGUGGCAUGAACCAGAAGAUUUCAUGAAUGGUGCUAUUUAUAUUGAAAAAGGCAUGUUAUUUAAUUCAAAGAAGCAGUUGCAAAGAGCAGUUAAACUUCUACAUUUGAAAGUAGCAAGGGAGUACUUUGUUAUUAAAUCGACAAAAAAAUCAUGGCGACUUGUUUGCAGGCGUGUAGAACAAGGAUGCCGAUUUAGGUUGACUUCUUUUAUUGAUAAACAUACUAACAUGUGGAAAGUUGGAAGAUACAUUGAAGAACAUACAUGUGAUAUGGGUACAUGUCGCGAAGGACAUUUCAACUUGGAUGUUGAGAUGAUUGCUAACGUCCUCCGUGUUGAUAUAGAAAGAACGCCAAGGUUUCCCAUCAAAGACUGUCAAACAGCCGUUCUUAAAGCAUAUGGCAUUUCGAUAAGUAGAAGAAAAGCCUAUCUUGGUCGCAAGCGGGCUUUUGAAAAAGUCUAUGGUACUUGGGAGGGUUCUUUUGCCGAGUUACCGAGGUUCAUGGAAGCUUUGAAACACUUCAAUCCUGGAACAAUAGUAGAAUGGAAAACAGAGCGGCGUGUCGAUGUCAUUGAACAUGUAUUCAACUAUGUGUUUUGGGCUUUUAAACCAUGCAUUGAUGGGUUUGUGCAUUGUCGUCCUGUUAUAUCGAUCGAUGGAACACAUGUCUAUGGAAAAUAUGAUAUCAAGUUGUUGAUUGCGAUUACAAUAGAUGGUAACGGCUCUAUAUUACCUUUGGCAUUUGCAAUAGUUGCAAAUGAGAGCAUAGAGACAUGGACUUUAUUUUUGGAUCAUUUGCACUUGCACGUUGUCAAGGGUCGUAGAGGGGUCACAUUGAUAUCAGAUAGGCAUCACGGAAUACUCUCAUCCGUGUAUAAUUCUCCGAAUUGGCAGGCUCCAUUUGAGUUUCAUCGUUUUUGUUUAAGACAUUUGAAGGCCAAUUUUCAAAAAAAAUUCAAAAAUAUCACUUUGAACAACCUAUUAUGGGCAGCUGCAAAUCACUGUCAGGAGAAAAUUUUUUUGGAAAAAAUGGAAAUGAUCAAGGAGAUUAGUGCGAAGCAUAUGUGUGGCCAAUGA
Molecule: messenger RNA, 1593 nt
Organism: Solanum pennellii
Lineage: Eukaryota; Viridiplantae; Streptophyta; Magnoliopsida; Solanales; Solanaceae
Exons: 4
Coding region: 1-1593 (530 amino acids)
Source: RefSeq, a predicted model, not a curated record